Molecule: messenger RNA, 1194 nt
Organism: Metarhizium robertsii ARSEF 23
Lineage: Eukaryota; Fungi; Ascomycota; Sordariomycetes; Hypocreales; Clavicipitaceae
Product: iron-sulfur cluster-binding protein
Exons: 4
Coding region: 1-1194 (397 amino acids)
Molecular function (GO): 2 iron, 2 sulfur cluster binding
Source: RefSeq, a predicted model, not a curated record
AUGUUUCAAGAAAGCAUUCCCUUCCUUACUCUGUCAGGCACCCUUUAUGUCUUGGUGGUAUCUUUAUUCUUUAAUGUCUGGCUGCUGAUUCGAAAGCCCCCCACGACUGAGCAGCCGUCGACAAAAAAGUCGAACAGUGCACUUGCACUGAAUCUACCCAAAGGAUGGUGGUCAGAUCCAGAUCGUUUCCAAGCCGAGAGACGGGCAAUUUUCAGUCAGUCUUGGAUGUGUGUGAGCCAUCGUGGACGCUUCCGGAAGGUCGGUGACUAUAUCGUUUAUGAAGUUGCUGGGUUCCGCUUCUUCAUGAUUUUAGGCAAAGACAUGAUUGUUCGUUCUUUUCACAACGUAUGUAGACACCGUGCUUUUCCAGUUGCUAGAAAGCAAUCUGGCUCUGCACUGGUGCUUGGAUGCAGAUAUCACGGCUGGAGCUAUGACACGAAGGGCACACUCGUCAAGGCCCCCUAUUUUGAUAACCUUCCAGGCUUCGACAAAAGUCAAAAUAGCCUCUUCGAGAUUCAUACAAAGGAAGACGGAUAUGGAUUUCUUCACAUCAACGUUAGCGCCAGGGAGGAUGUGGCCACUACGACUCCCCCAGAAGCUACCCGGAGCGGGGAACUCGGCCAAAUCAAGCUCGACUCUCACCUGAUUGAUACCAUGGAAUUUAAGGGAAGAUUCAACUGGAAGGUUAUACUCAACAAUCAACCGAGGAAAUCUUCGACAGAAGUUUCAACUAAGGACAUUAUGGGAACCUUAUUAUCCCAAAGCCCGCAUUCUGUUGGAAAGAUGGGCUUUUUCCCUUUAACGACUGUACAGACUAUGUCUAAUGGGCCCUUCUGGUACCAACUUACCUACUCUCCUGAAACAUCCCAGCAGACAGCAAUGCGUUGCGACGUAUACUCCUCUAUUGCCUCAAAAGACAAUGAAUUUGAAGAUGCCACUAAGAUAUCUCUUAUGAAUGAGCUGAAGCAAAAUAUAAGAGAGUUUGAGAAGCAGCACAAGCAGUUGACUACUUCUGGUUACCACUCAACCGGUGCUAAUGAUUCACAUGUGAACAUUCUUCGCAUGGUAGAAGGGCAUCUUGGGCAGGAGAAAAUCAGAGGCUGUGAAAUUAAACCGGCUACUGUUAAACAACAGUUUCAAAGCGAAGCUUUCACCAAAGCUGACCAAAGUGAGUUUUCCUUGGUGAGAUUAUAA